Messenger RNA from Solea solea (common sole), 1775 nucleotides. Its product is annotated as H-2 class II histocompatibility antigen, A-U alpha chain-like. Lineage: Eukaryota; Metazoa; Chordata; Actinopteri; Pleuronectiformes; Soleidae. Gene Ontology annotation, cellular component: membrane; MHC class II protein complex. Gene Ontology annotation, biological process: positive regulation of T cell activation; peptide antigen assembly with MHC class II protein complex; antigen processing and presentation of exogenous peptide antigen via MHC class II. The transcript has 4 exons. The record is from RefSeq and is a predicted model, not a curated record. The coding region runs from base 860 to 1747 and encodes 295 amino acids. Gene Ontology annotation, molecular function: MHC class II protein complex binding.
ACUAUUUUACUUUCAGCACCCAGGUUGUCUCCCAACCCGCAUAUAGUAAAUGCAGAUUUCUGAUAUGAGUCCCAAGCAGGUUGCCAGGUAUAUGUUGUGCAGUGUAAAUACAGCCUAAAACAAACAUGUAAGGUGUCUAAAUGUGCCUUUUCACAUUGAUAAAACAUAUUCCCGGGGUCUGAGGGAAGGACCGUGUUUGUGAAUGUUCAAUUACAUAAAGAUCUGUUGAUGCCAGAGGGCCUAGCACAUGUUUUUUUUAACUGUAACUGUUCACCUUUCCUUUUAAAUUUGGCACCUUUUUUGUUUAUUCAACAAAAUGUCAGACAUCCUCUCUGCUGAAUUGUCUAUGUAACAUUUAUUAUUAUUUAUUAGGGCCGGAGCCACGAAUGGCAGGGGCCAAAACAGCUCCUGGCACGAAUUUGUGGGAGGGGACCUAUUGUUAUCCUUCAGAUUAUUGUUCUAUCUGUCGUUUUUAAGCGGGUUAAUGUGCAUUAAAAACUCGACAAAAUGCGAUGUGCAGGCACCGUAAAUGAGUGAGACGCAUCAGAGGCAAAAAGGUGUCAAAAGGUUUUGCAGAUUCAAAAGUGAGCUCAGGGAACUCAGCUGCACUCCCCGAGUUGCGUGGGGAUGCGAGGGCCCCAUCAUGACAGCGUGCAGUCAUAGUAAGUAUUAAUAUUGUAAGUUUUUAUCUGUAUUUGGACCAAAAAAAAUGGAUUUUAAGUUUAAUUUUUGUAUUGUACUACUGACGUAUGGAUAUUUCUUGUGUUUUUGUUCUCACUUUGAUGCAAAUAUAAAUAUGUGAAUGAGUGACACCCUUGUGUGACUGCUGCUUUGCUCCAGUAGGUGGCAGCAGUCAGUCAUGUUUAAAUCACCCUGUUCUCAAUGUGGACACUUGCUGUGCCUCCAUUGGCUUGUUGUUGUCAUUUCCCCUCAGACCAUAAGAGCAGCAAUGACGUGUGGGAGGGACAAACUGCACCUGCACUGCUUUUUAUUGCACUACCUGAAAUUCAACAUGUCGAAGAAUCUGUUCCUGCUGCUGCUGCUGCUUAUUUAUAUUCCUACAUGCUGUCGAGGCAAACACUUGCUUCGCUUCCUGGUCUUCUGUCAGAGGGACGAGCCGGACGACGGUCAGUGGGAUAUCGAGUACGACGGCGAUCAGCUCCUCCACGUGGAUCCCCCUAACUUCACUGUAAUCCCGCGCCUCCCAGAGUUUUCCGAGCAGUGGACCCCUGAUCCUCACCUGCGAAGUGAUGCGUACUUGGACCUGGGCACCUGCAAGUACAAUCUUGGCAUUAUCGCGAAGCGGGAAGAUCACCCUCCAGAGGUCAUAGACAGUCCGACCUCCAUGAUCUAUACGAAGCAGCACAUUGAGCUCGGGGUUCCCAACGUGCUCAUCUGCUUCGUCGACAACUUCCACCCGCCUGAAGUCGAAAUCACGUGGACCAGGAAUGGAGAGCAUGUGGAUGAGGGCGUGGUCAGAAGGCGUCAAUACUACUCCAACAGCGACUUCGGCUUCCGUACCUCCGCUUACCUGAACUUCACUCCAGAGUCGUCUGACAUCUACUCCUGCAGCGUGGACCACAUCAGCCUGCAGGAGCCUCUCACCAAGUUCUGGGAGGUUGAAGUACAUCCAAACACCCAGAACAGAGAGACGGCGUUGUGCGUCUGUGGUGUGAUCCUGGGCCUGAUGGGAAUUGUCAUUGGACUCUGGUUCAUCAAGAAAGCCAACAAGUCCUGUCAGGGGUAACACGGCAUCAAAACAAACACCUGAAUCU